GUCACAUGACCAACAGUAGUGAAGUCAAAGACAGAUCUUUGAAGCCAUUUCGGCCAUUGUGGAAAGUGGAAAGGACCUCGCCAAGAAAGGACAAAAUAAAGCAUUGAAAGACAAGGAUAAGGGACAAGACAACAACUGUCAAAUCUGCCAGCAACUCGCGAUUGUAGAGAUGGUCCAAUCGUGCUCAGCUUACGGAUGCAAAAACAGAUAUCAUAAAGACAGAAACAUUUCAUUUCACAAGUUCCCGCUAGCACGGCCAGACGUGUGUGGGAAAUGGGUUACAGCAAUGAGGAGAAACAAUUUCAAACCAACCAGAUACAGUAAUAUCUGCUCUCAGCAUUUCACGAAAGACUGCUUCAAACCAGAGUGCAACAACCGAGUCCUGAAGGAGAAUGCUGUACCUUCUCUAUUCUGUUUCAGCAAACUACAAGUCAAGGCAGAGUCCUUGGCGGACCCGUUACCUCCAGAGAUGGACUUCUCUCUGACCCUCCCCUCCCUCCCCCUCUCUGACACAGAGGAGACCCAGCAGGAGAUACAGACCGAGACCCAUCACACUGUAGACCCCUUACCCCUGGUAGAGAACCUUCCCCACAGCAUGUCCAUCUCCUGCGACCACAACUACACCGUAGAGGACACGGUUCAGCAGAAGAAGAGGAUUGAGCAGCUGGAGGAACAGCUGGACAAGCUGAGGAAGAAGUUAAAGACCGUACAGCAGAAGUGUCGGAGGCAGGAGAGACAGUUGAAGAGGUUUAAGGCUAUCGGAGAGUUCCAGAGGAUGAACAGGGACCCGGCGCUAGGGGAGGGAUAUGUAAUUCUACCCCAACAGCUCUAUGAUGCGCUCAAAGGGAUUGAGCCCGUAGAGGGUCCGUGAAGCCUCAAACACACCUAGCCUGGGUGCCAAGUCUGUGGAGUUGGCAAGACCACAAACCGGUCUGGGACCAGGCUGUAAUAGGCCAGGCUUACGGACCCUGGUUCUCUGGGUCUGCCUUCAGUGUAUUGGGGGGGGAGGGGUUGUCCCAGGUUUCAGUCCCCACUUUAUUAAAGGGUCAGUGUGAGGACUCUCACAUCACCUCUCCCAAUAGAGGUGUAGCGGAUGGCUAAGCGGUCUCUACUACCUUUCUGAGACCUAUAGAACUACUGCCGUCCUGUAUCCAGACAUGUCUCGUCUAGGGGUCAGUGGUAUUGAUGGUCAUUUCCUGUGUUGUGUCCGUGUGGAGCGUUGUAAUGCAAGCCUGUCGGGUGUGUUUUCCACUUUUGUCACAGACAACCAACGACGCAAUGUCUUUUGUAGCAUUUCUAUUUCAUUUUCUUCAGGCUGUAAACUUAAAGUUAAAGGGAAAAAUCCCUCAAAGUACAAUAACUCUACUUGAAGUGUUGAUUUUAGUGUGGUGGAGGGAGGAACACUUGUGUGUACUGUGUCAUUGUUUAGUAAUGUUAGUCAAUUUAUGCCUACUCUUGGAAAAAAAAUGGGAGGUUUGUAAUUGGCCGGGACAUUCUCUUCUACUGUAAUAUGAAAUCAUGUGACCCAACUGGUCAGCUGUCACUUUGAACUAUUGUUGCUGCUAGGCAACAACCUUUUGCAUUAGAGCAAAAAUGUUUCAAUAAAAAAAUACAUUUAAAA
Molecule: messenger RNA, 1621 nt
Organism: Oncorhynchus tshawytscha (Chinook salmon)
Lineage: Eukaryota; Metazoa; Chordata; Actinopteri; Salmoniformes; Salmonidae
Product: THAP domain-containing protein 1
Exons: 3
Coding region: 170-871 (233 amino acids)
Molecular function (GO): sequence-specific DNA binding
Source: RefSeq, a predicted model, not a curated record